Molecule: messenger RNA, 1320 nt
Organism: Penicillium pulvis
Lineage: Eukaryota; Fungi; Ascomycota; Eurotiomycetes; Eurotiales; Aspergillaceae
Product: Ubiquitin-conjugating enzyme E2
Exons: 9
Coding region: 1-1320 (439 amino acids)
Biological process (GO): negative regulation of apoptotic process
Cellular component (GO): nucleus
Molecular function (GO): cysteine-type endopeptidase inhibitor activity; ubiquitin conjugating enzyme activity
Source: RefSeq, a predicted model, not a curated record
AUGGCAGACCAGAGCCUCAUCCGUAUCCUUCGGGAGAUUCGGCUGUUCGAAAAGGAUGACCAACUGGCCAUGACCAUCCACUAUUCCGAGAAGAAUGUCCGCCAGAUCACCGCUCUGCUCAUUGGGCCUCCAGACACUCCUUAUGCCUUUGGAUUCUAUCAGUUGGCCAUCACAGUUCCCCUUGACUACCCUGCUCGGCCUCCCACUAUUACCCUGCGAACUACCAAUCAUGGCAAAACUCGCUUUGGCCCUAACCUCUACGCGUCCGGCAAGAUCUGUCUGUCAAUCAUCGGGACAUGGCCGGGGCCGCCAAACGAGGACUGGUCCCCUGCUCAGGGACUGGAGUCCGUUUUGCUCUCAAUCCAGAGCCUACUCUCCGCAAACCCAUACACUUUGGAGCCUGGCUUCGAAACUCCCCGUGCUCCUAGUGACAAACUGUCCAGCAAGAAGUAUAGUGCAAAGAUUGCCCAUGAGAAUUUGCGACUCACGGUGAUUGCGCCUCUCGAACUGGCCAUGGGCAUAAUCACGGGUUCAUCUUCAAGCAAAAGGCAGAAGGCCAAGGGAGCAAAAGAACCCGACUCGACGCUGGGCCCGUUUGUUGAUUUCUGUAAACAACGCUUCCUAUGGUAUCGAGAGCAAUACAGAAAGGCGAUUCAAGAUGGCAUUGACGACCGAGAAAUUUGCCCUGGCCAGCCUUUUCCUCUGACGCUUUUUGAAUCCCAUGAUAAUAGCAUGUCAGGCCAAUGGAACUACCAACAGCUGAUGUCCCGCUUUGACGCACUGGAGAAGGCCAUCAUGGAAGAAUGCAACGGAUGGCCCAGCGCCGGACUGAAACUCGAAAAGAAGGAGUCCGGUCUCGCAGUUAGCUUGCGCGCUCAACGGGCGCAGAUUGUCUCGGAGAUGGCCCACCGCUCGAACGCCAUCUUUGACCUGGCUCUGGUUGAUGACAACCCUUUUCUCUGGCGAAUGACCUAUUUCGGUCGCUCGGGUACCCCAGUCGAUGAUGGCGUUUUCAAGAUUAGAAUUCACGUCAGCCCAAAUCACCCAGAAGUUCAGCCUCGUGUCUAUAUGGAAACCCCACUGUUUCACGUCCGUGUGGCGACUGAUCAGAUGCUGAUCUAUCUUCCUGUGCGAGCUGACGAGAUGAUCCGUCAUAUCGAGGGUAUCCUGUUCGCCUUGGAGGAAAAGUGGCCGAUCUGCAACCCACUCAUGGUCGUCAAUCAAGAGAGGGCUCGGCUUUGCUGGGGGAGUGCCGAGGACAAGAAGGAGUACACUCGUCGGCUUCGUCGAUCCGUCGCUGACAGUCUCGAUAACCUUUGA